CAAGCCCCUUCUCUUUUUUGUUUGUACAGGUAUAGGGCUUAAUUUGGUCUCUCUCCCUUUUGUGCAUGCUUUCCUCCAUAUCCCUCAGAUUUUCUUCACACCCAAUAUCUCUCCAUGAGGAAGCCUUGCUGUGAGAAGGAAGAGACCAAUAAAGGAGCUUGGUCCCUUGAAGAAGACCAGAAACUCAUUCACCAUAUCCAAAAGCACGGCGAAGGUUGCUGGCGUUCUCUUCCUAUGGCUGCCGGGUUGCGCCGAUGUGGGAAAAGUUGCCGGCUGAGGUGGAUAAAUUAUCUGAGGCCAGACCUGAAGCGCGGCAACUUUGGAGAAGACGAAGAGGAUUUAAUCAUCAGGCUUCAUGCUCUCCUCGGGAACCGGUGGUCACUGAUAGCCGGAAGGUUGCCGGGAAGGACAGACAACGAGGUAAAGAAUUACUGGAAUUCUCAUAUAAAGAAAAAGUUAAUAAAGAUGGGAAAAGAUCCUAAGAAACCCCAUCAGCUGGGAGGCCCUGGAAAAUCAUUUUUAACCAAAAACCAGCCACCUAAGCUUCUCAACUUCCACUGCCAUGGCUGCCAUGACAAUCAGAGCAACAAAACCUGUCUCCCAGACUUGAAUCUUGAUCUUACUCUAUCCACUCCUCCUCCUGCAAGUAGUGUUCUUGUGGAACAGAGGCAACUCAACCAUAUGAACUGAAAGUUCCUGGUGAUCUCUCCAUCUUUUCUAGUACUAUAUAUAUAUAUAUAUAUAUAUAGUUAACAGGUACUGCUUGGCUUCAUGGCUCUGGUUUUCCAAGGUUGUGGUGUUACAUAUAUCAAAGUAUAUAUACGUACCUAUAUUGUCGGAGUAAUGCUACAUAUUCAUCUCUUAUCAUAUUUUUAUAUGUUACUGAGCUAAUACGACAAUGUUUAUUGGCCGUUGAAUCAGUUUUCAUUAAAAAGAAAAAAGAAAAAAGAAAAAAAAAAAAAAAAAAAAGAGAAAAUUCAAGGGUUGAUGGGCACUGUCACUUUAGAACAGUUGUAUGAGAAUGAGAUGAGAGAUGGAUAUUUUGAAUUACUUGUGUCCUAAUUAUAUAAUCUCUUGGUGCAAUUCAAGAGAGUAGCUAGAAAUAACAUCCAACUUUAUCUCCCAUAUUUUUACAGUGGAGGAGUUAUAUAUAUCAUGCUGGUGUGUGAUAUUAUUAUGUUUGAAAAGAGAGGGGUUUUUUUUUUCUUCUUCUUUUCUGUGUUUCUAUGGCAUUUCUACUUUUAUAUGUGUAAAAUGUCAUGAAUACAUAUAUGUAUUUGACUCUAAUAUUUGCUGUAAAGCUAAUUAUUAAAAGUGAAGUUGUAGACUGA
Molecule: messenger RNA, 1331 nt
Organism: Corylus avellana
Lineage: Eukaryota; Viridiplantae; Streptophyta; Magnoliopsida; Fagales; Betulaceae
Product: myb-related protein 308
Source: RefSeq, a predicted model, not a curated record